Messenger RNA from Suillus plorans, 594 nucleotides. RefSeq lists its product as uncharacterized. The record is from RefSeq and is a predicted model, not a curated record. Bases 1 to 594 code for a protein of 197 amino acids. The transcript is spliced from 4 exons. NCBI's taxonomy places the organism in Eukaryota, Fungi, Basidiomycota, Agaricomycetes, Boletales, Suillaceae.
AUGGACCGAACCAAGGACGAACCUGACCAAUGGUCAGGUUUGGCCAAGAAGUAUGCAUUGACGACGGAGAUGUUCCUGCCUGAAAAGGUCAUUUUUCAGACAGACUGCCCUGAUCCUCUGGUCGAUAUAACAAGUCCGCAACGUUACGCUAAGAAAUCGAUAGAGAAGGCUGCCCUUGUCACUGAGCUCUAUGCCUCAAUCGAUCAUGAGUUGCAUCCUCAGAUGCGAACAAAUUCAUUCUUUAACUUGUUUGCAAGCGGCAUGCAACAGGCACGAUCAUCAUUCUUCAAUGGUCUACGUACUGUUUCAGGUAGCAUCUUCAACAUGUCACCCGAGUACUUUGUUGCCAGAUAUGACCGUGCUUCCGUCCAGCAAAUUACGGAUAUGAUUGGAUGGGAGGCGGGGAAGGGGAAGACCUUCGAUGUUUUCAAAGCACCGGUACUGUACCCUGAUAACAUUGUUAACGAGAAAAAGAUUUUCAGAGCCUGGUUGAUGAUCGCGAAGGACAAUCACUCACAUCUUUCUUUGAAAGGUUAUCAAGGUUUCAGUGUGCGGCAAGAUGUCAUUGUUCCCCAAGGGGCGUGGUUGCCCUAG